Messenger RNA from Nycticebus coucang (slow loris), 3195 nucleotides. RefSeq names its product transcription factor AP-2 gamma (gene TFAP2C). The transcript is spliced from 7 exons. Gene Ontology annotation, biological process: anatomical structure development; regulation of cell population proliferation; regulation of transcription by RNA polymerase II. The record is from RefSeq and is a predicted model, not a curated record. Gene Ontology annotation, molecular function: DNA-binding transcription factor activity, RNA polymerase II-specific; RNA polymerase II transcription regulatory region sequence-specific DNA binding. The coding region runs from base 449 to 1801 and encodes 450 amino acids. NCBI's taxonomy places the organism in Eukaryota, Metazoa, Chordata, Mammalia, Primates, Lorisidae. Gene Ontology annotation, cellular component: nucleus.
GGCUGUCAACGAGGUACCGCCCACUGACUCGCCUGCUGGCCCCUGGAAGCGUGGGGCUGGGCGCGGCGCCAGGCCAGGGUAGGGGCGGAGCGAGGCUGGGACUGGCUGGGGGCGGCCCCGCCCGGCGCCGGGGCCUUCGCGCGGGCCCCCGGGGAGGAGUUAUGAUAAUUUCCUUCUCAUUAAGCGCUCGGGUCUCCCGGCUAUUGCCGGGACGCACAGUUCGGGCGCGGCUUUCCCGGUCCUAGGCAGCGGCCUCUACACUUGCGGCGGGAGCAUCUACGCUCUCAGAGACGCCGAUGCGCGUCCAGUGACCAGGCCAGCAAGGCCCGCGCGCGGCCGGGGCAGCGGCACACGCCUGGUCACCGUGACCCCGAUUUUGGAUUUACCGCUCGGGGGGUGGGGGGAGCCUGGAUUUAACUGGCGACUGUUUUGGGGGACGCCGGACGCCAUGUUGUGGAAAAUAACCGAUAAUGUCAAGUAUGAAGAGGACUGCGAGGAUCGCCACGACGCGAGCAGCAAUGGGAACCCGCGAAUCCCCCACCUCUCCUCGGCCGGGCAGCACCUCUACAGCCCCGCACCGCCACUCUCCCACACUGGAGUCGCCGAAUACCAGCCGCCACCUUACUUUCCACCGCCCUACCAGCAGCUGGCUUACUCGCAGUCGGCCGACCCCUACUCGCAUCUUGGGGAGGCAUACGCUGCGGCCAUCAACCCCCUGCACCAGCCCGCGCCCGCCGGCAGCCAGCAGCAGGCCUGGCCAGGCCGCCAGAGCCAGGAGGGAGCGGGCCUGCCCUCGCACCAUGGGCGCCCGGCCGGCCUGCUGCCCCACCUCUCCGGACUGGAGGGCGGUGCGGUGAGCGCCCGCAGGGAUGCCUACCGCCGCUCCGACCUGCUGCUGCCGCACGCGCACGCCCUGGACGCCGCGGGGCUGGCGGAGAACCUGGGGCUGCACGACAUGGCGCACCAGAUGGAGGAGGUGCAGAAUGUCGAAGACCAGCAUUUGCUGCUGCAUGAUCAGACUGUUAUUCGCAAAGGUCCUAUUUCGAUGACCAAGAACCCUCUAAACCUCCCUUGUCAGAAGGAGCUGGUGGGAGCCGUGAUGAACCCUAGUGAGGUCUUCUGCUCAGUCCCUGGAAGAUUGUCCCUGUUAAGCUCCACAUCUAAAUAUAAAGUAACAGUGGCUGAAGUACAGAGGCGAUUGUCCCCUCCUGAAUGCUUAAAUGCCUCAUUACUGGGAGGUGUUCUCAGAAGAGCCAAAUCAAAAAAUGGAGGCCGGUCCUUGCGGGAGAAGUUGGACAAGAUUGGGUUGAAUCUUCCAGCCGGCAGACGGAAAGCUGCUCACGUGACUCUCCUGACAUCUUUAGUAGAAGGUGAAGCCGUUCAUUUGGCUCGGGACUUUGCGUAUGUCUGUGAAGCUGAAUUCCCUAGCAAACCCGUGGCAGAAUAUUUAACCAGACCCCACCUUGGAGGACGAAAUGAGAUGGCAGCGAGGAAGAACAUGCUGCUGGCGGCCCAGCAAGUGUGUAAGGAAUUCACAGACCUUCUCAAUCAAGACCGGACGCCCAACGGAAACAGCAGGCCCACCCCAGUCCUGGAGACCAACAUACAGAACUGCUUGUCUCACUUCAGCCUGAUCACCCACGGGUUUGGCAGCCAGGCCAUCUGUGCUGCUGUGUCUGCCCUGCAGAACUACAUCAAAGAAGCCCUGAUAACCAUAGACAAAUCCUACAUGAACCCCGGAGAUCAGAGUCCAGCGGAUUCUAACAAAACCCUGGAGAAGAUGGAGAAGCACAGGAAAUAAAAUUAGGGAUGAACAAAGGACCUGAGAGUCAGGAAGGAAAUCCUCUCAACCCUUGGCCCGGGGGAAGUUUUUUAUCUACCUUACUAUUAAAAAGGCCUCCCUUGGUUUCUGGAUUCUGGAUUGGCAGCGAUGGUCUUGCACGCCCUCCUGGAUUCCUUAGUUGUUUCUCUAGCUCUGCAGUGUCUUCUAACUUUGAACGUUAUCUGAAGGUGACAAGUACUGGUUCUUUUACUCAUUAAACUUUUUUGUUUUUUUAAAACCCUAUUCUUUUCUCUGAAAGUGGUGCUAUAAGUUCUAGAACCUUUUAACAUAAAUUCUCUGGGCUAACAACAAAAAGAAUACACACACACUUAAGUCAUUGAAAUGUCAGUGUCAAAUCGAGGCCAGGCAUGGCUCAUGCCUGAAAUCCCAGCACUCUGGGAGGCUGAGGCUUGUGGCUCACCUGAGCUCAGGAGUUUGAGACCAGCCUGAGCAAGACCUCUUCUCUAAAAUUAGCUGGGUGUUGUGGCAGGCACCUGUAGCCCCAGCUGCUACAUGUGCUCCAGAUCAAACAUAACUUUUUUUCAGUGUUAAGGCAACGGCUGGUUUUUAUGUUGAGGAUAUUUACCUAAAGAAAAAGUAUUUAUCCAGCUUCUUUUGGAGAUUAAAUCCUCCAGUAGGAGGCAAAGGUUCUGUCUGUUUAGCAAUUAUUUAAUAGGAGGUAUCUGACACACUUUAAAACCCGUGUUCAAAGGGGCCCUUCUGGUUUUAGCAAACUUGUAGAAACAAAGCCUGCUGAUUUUUUUUUCUUUUCUUUUUUUUUUUUUAACUUUGAAAGUUAACUCCUUAAGUAGGAGACUCUUUAAAAUGACAUGAUCCUUUAAGGUAUUGAAGCUUUAUUUGAAUAUUUAUUUCAGAUGUUUUGAGUAAACUUGAAAAGGGUAGGCAUGAAGCAUUUUGUUUGCUGCCUGUCGUCCCCAAGUCCCCGUGGAGGCUCUGUAUUUUGAGAAACAGUGCGUUGAGUGUACAGAUUUUAUUUAUGCAUAAUUUAAUGGGGUCUGUAAAUACUGGUGCACUUCUUAUGACUUUUUGAGAAAUGGGAUUCGAUUUUAAUAUUAAACUUUGAACGGUGUUGGGGUAAUCUAUAGCACAUCUUAAGGUUUUAUUCAUAUGUACACAGGGUAUUAAGAAUUAGGAGGAUGCUGUUUUUGGAAUGGAAGAUUCUAUUUAAUUGAAGCUCUCUGUUCAGAAAGCAAUAACGUGUCUUGUUCCUGUUGGGGUAAACCCUGAGAUGAGUGUGCAGUGUGUGUGGGUGGAGUGAAGAUUUGGAAUUGAACUCCAUACCUGUAAAUGUUCCCCCAGUAAUUGUUGUGUGUAUGAUACCUGUACAAUAAAAGUAUUCUGGAUAGAAUAUG